This is a messenger RNA of Neolamprologus brichardi, 2595 nucleotides long. RefSeq names its product atlastin GTPase 1 (gene atl1). The record is from RefSeq and is a predicted model, not a curated record. Gene Ontology annotation, molecular function: GTP binding; GTPase activity. NCBI's taxonomy places the organism in Eukaryota, Metazoa, Chordata, Actinopteri, Cichliformes, Cichlidae.
UGAACUGCAGCUGUCGUCCCAUGCCUCAAGCUGCUGCUUUAGAACUGCGCCCCCUAGCGAGAUACAGCAUGGCUGCAUCGCAUUGAGGAUAAAAGCUCCAUCAUCCUCCUGCGAGACGAGCAUCGUUUUGGUGGAGCCAGGGCAUUCUCCCAGCCCACGAUAUACACUCAUGACUACCGACUAGGGUCGCUCAGUAACCCACAAUCAAAGGGAUAUAAGGACAGUAUUAUGGCGAAACACCGUCCAGAAAGAGACAGCUGGGGUGAGUGGUCCCUCAGUGAUAAAAAUGUCUAUGAUUGGAGCUCGGAGGAGGAGGAGCCAGACGGACGAGCUCGGCCCAUCCAAGUGCUGCUGGUCAAAGAUGACCACACCUUUGAGCUGGAUGAGACGGCGCUGAGCCGCAUCCUGCUGUCUGAGGAGGUCAGAGAUCGUGAGGUGGUGGCCAUCUCCGUGGCCGGGGCUUUCCGGAAGGGCAAGUCUUUCCUCAUGGACUUUAUGCUGCGUUACAUGUACAACCAUGCGUCUGAAAACUGGCUCGGCAAUCCAGAAGAACCUCUGACUGGCUUCUCCUGGAGGGGCGGCUCAGAGAGGGAGACCACCGGGAUCCAGAUCUGGAGCGAGGUCUUUCUGGUGGACAAACCAGACGGAAGAAAGGUCGCUGUGCUGCUAAUGGACACGCAAGGCACAUUUGACAGCCAGUCGACGCUGAGGGAUUCAGCCACUGUGUUCGCCUUGAGCACCAUGAUAAGCUCCAUGCAGGUUUACAACAUCUCACAGAAUGUGCAAGAGGACGACCUUCAGCACCUGCAGCUUUUCACUGAGUAUGGAAGACUAGCUAUGGAGGAGACUUUCCUGAAACCAUUCCAGUCCAUGAUUUUCCUGGUUCGAGACUGGAGUUUUCCAUAUGAGUUUCCCUAUGGACAGGAAGGCGGCAUGAAAUUCCUCGAGAAGAGACUUAAGAUCUCAGAGAACCAGCAUGAAGAGCUGCAGAAUGUGCGGAAACACAUCCACUCCUGCUUCACCAACAUCUCCUGCUUCCUGAUGCCUCACCCUGGCCUCAAAGUGGCCACCAAUCCACACUUUGAUGGGAGAAUCAAAGAGAUUGAUGGUGAGUUUAUAAACAACCUGACGGUCUUGGUCCCCUGGCUCCUCAGUCCUCGCAACAUCGAUGUGAAGGAGAUCAACGGCAGCAAAAUCACGUGCAGAGGCCUGCUGGAGUAUUUCAAGGCUUACAUCAAAAUUUACCAAGGCGAGGAGCUGCCACAUCCAAAGUCAAUGCUACAGGCCACAGCUGAGGCAAAUAAUUUAGCAGCUGUUGCAGCUGCAAAAGAUCUGUACAACAAGAAAAUGGAGGAGGUCUGUGGAGGUGAUCGGCCUUUCCUCGCCCCCAGUGAGCUGCAAGCCCGACAUGGCGUCAUCAGAGAGGAGGCGCUGCAGGUGUUUAAGGGUGUAAAGAAGAUGGGAGGUGAAGAGUUCAGCCGCCGCUACCUGCAGCAGCUGGAGGGAGAGAUCGACGAGGUGUUCGUCCAGUACAUCAAACACAAUGACUCCAAGAACAUUUUCCACGCAGCCCGCACGCCGGCCACACUGUUCGUGGUCAUCUUUGUCAUGUACGUAGCCGCGGGUAUCACAGGCUUUGUGGGCGUGGACAUCAUUGCCAGCUUGUGCAACAUGAUCCUCGGCCUGGCACUGAUCACUCUGUGCACCUGGGCUUACAUCCGGUACUCUGGGGAAUACCGAGAACUCGGUGCCGUCAUUGACCAGGUUGCUGGUGCGCUGUGGGACCAGGGGAGCACAAACGAGGCUCUCUACAAGCUGUAUAAUGUAGCAGCCAAUCAUAGGCACCUGUAUCACCACGCCUUCCCCGGGCAUCAGGUGGAGGAGGUGGCUGAGGAGCAGGACAAGAAGAGGGACUGAUUAGUUCAAAGACAGAACAUGUCAGAGAUUUCCUCGUAAUGGACCGAGGGAGGAAGCGGAGGAGGAGGAAGGCAGAUGAAUGCCCUCACCCAUCAGGCACUCUUUAACUCUGGUACUGGCUGCCGCAGCAAGCCACUACUGGUCGUUCACUUCUUUAACCCUUAUAACGGACUGUUUAAUGUUCAUGCAUAUGCCGAGAGCAUCUCCUCAGUGGGUGGCUGCUUCUAAGCAUUGGAUGCAAUGUGUCAUGGUCUUUCACCUUUAGUUCGUGAAGCAAACACACCUGUACAAAUACCGCGGGCACUCUGCUGGAGGAGACUGCUGUUUAUUUCUCAUCGAGUGUUUAUUUUUUAUUUUUUUCUCCAUCAUUCGUCACUGACAAUGAUUUUUAAAGUAUAUUCAAAUCUGUGAAACCCCCGUUUGUGACAAUUGUUCUGUUCUUUGAAGUUUUAGUGUUGUUUAUAAGGAACAAUAUCUAUGACCUGCAAUGUUUGAAAGACAAAAUAUGUACUGUAUAUUAAAUAAUGAGGCGUUACAAACAUCAUCAGCAUGGUAAGUGGUUAAUGUCUGUCAUCUUUAAGCUCUAAAAGCAGGUAUACUUUAUAAAAAAAUAGCUGAAUGGUUGUGACUAACUGGUAUUGUGCCAUAACAUGUAAAAAAAAGAGAAAAAAAAAAAAA